CCCCCUCGGCAGGCAGUGGGAACAGGGACAGCGCCAGCAGCCGCGGCCCGGGGGCACAGCAGGAGAGCCCCGCCUGGCAGGAGAGCCUCGGAGGUUUGCCUGGAUCCAGGGAGAGGGUCCCAGUUUAUCAGGACAGCUCUUUGCCAAACUGCUGAUCCAAAAUCAGUCUUUUGAGUGGGAUUAUCCCAAAUCCUGCUGGAUCCAGACUCGCCGGGACUGAUGGACGUUUCCGACAGCCCGGAGCCAAACCCCUGCUCUCCUGAGGAAGAGGACCAGCAGCUUUCUGAUGAGGAGGUCCUGAAGGAGAGCGGCUCAGAGCGGGAACUCGAUGGGGAGGGUGGCCAGGGGAGCCUCCUGGGCGAGGAGGAGGAGGCAGGCAGGGCCCUGAGCCGGGGGGAGGAGGAGAACCACUCCGACGAGGAGGAUCGGCUGAGCGAGACCAAGUCGCAGGAAUCUGACACCAACGAGCAGGGCGUGGAGCUGAAGAGCCCCCAGCCCCACAAGGGGGAGGAGGAAGACAGGACAAACGACCUGGAAGUGUCCUCUGUCACCAGGGAGCUGGAUGAGCACGAGCUGGACUAUGAUGAGGAGGUUCCUGAGGAACCCAGUGCUGCUGCUGCAGAGGAGGACGGGGAGAAAGCUGCUGGGGAGGAUGAUGAGGAAGAGGAGAAAGGAGAUGAUGCCCCUGAAGAUGAGAAGAAAUCCAGCAGCAAAAGUGAUGAUGAGAAGGAUGGGCAGGAUCCCCUCAAGGAGAAGAAGAAAGAAGAGGAUGAUGGGGAAAUUGAUGAUGGAGAAAUCGAUGAUGAUGACUUGGAAGAAGGGGAAGUGAAAGACCCCAACGACAGGAAGGUGAGGCCACGGCCCACCUGCCGCUUCUUCAUGAAAGGGCACUGCACCUGGGGCAUGAACUGUCGCUUCAUCCACCCCGGAGUGAACGACAAGGGGAAUUACUCCUUGAUCUCCAAACCUGAGCCCUUCUCCCCCAACGGUGCCCCUCCCAUGGGCCCUCACCCGCUGAUGCCAGCCAACCCCUGGGGAGGCCCAGUGGUUGAUGAAAUCUUACCUCCACCUCCUCCUGACCCUCCAACAGAAAGUGCCUGGGAGAGGGGACUCCGGCAUGCUAAAGAGGUAAAUUCCUUCCUCAGGGAAUUGGAGGUGGACAUCAAAGAAAACAUUAACUAUGGGCUUGAUCCCUAUGCAGAUCCCUAUUAUGACUAUGAAAUAGAGCGCUUCUGGCGUGGUGGGCAGUAUGAGAAUUUCAGGGUUCAGUACACAGACCCCGACCCCUACCGUAACUACAGAGAAAGAGAGCGAGAACGGGAGCGGGAGAGAGAGAGCAGACAGCGGGAGCGGGAACGGGAGCGGGAGCGCGAGCGGGAGCGCGAGCGGCGGCAGCGGGAGCGCGAGCGGGAGCGGGAACGGGAGCGCGACAAGGAGCGGCAGCGGCGGAAGGAAGAGUGGGAACGGGAGCGGGAACGAGUGAAGAGGGACGAGAAGGACAGGCAGCACAGGGACCGCGACAGGGACCGCGACAGGGAGCGGGAGCGCGACAAGGACAAGGACAAGGCAAAGCCGCGGUCCCCGCUGCUGCCCAGCCGGCAGCCCGAGGCCCCGAAGAAGGACAAGGACGCCGCGUUGCUGGGCAGCGCCCCGUCCAAGCGGGCAGACGAGUGGAAGGACCCGUGGCGCCGGUCCAAGUCCCCCAAGAAGAAGCUGGGCGUGUCCGUGUCCCCCAGCCGCGCGCGCCGGCGCCGCAAAGCCUCCGCCUCGUCCGCCUCCGGCUCGGGCUCCUCCAGGUCCUCUUCUCGUUCAUCCACCUACUCUGGGUCCGGCUCCUCGCGCUCCAGGUCCUCCUCCUACAGCUCCUACUCCAGUCGCUCCUCCAGGCACAGCUCUUUCUCAGGCAGCAGGUCCAGGUCAAGGUCCUUCUCAUCUUCUCCCUCUCCUUCUCCAACACCAUCUCCUCACAAGCCACUGGCCAAGGCUAAAGGGGAAUUAUUGCCACCUCCUGGGAAAGGGGAGAAAUCUGUGAAGAAACUCACUGCCCUCCCAGUCCCUCAGCCCCUCACGAAAAUUACAGCAGCAGCCCCGGAGGCAGCCAAGGCAGGGGAUAAUCGGGAAGCAAGGAGGAAGGAACGGCAGACAAGGACUCCACCCAGGAGGAGGACCAUCAGUGGCAGCAUCAGUGGCAGUGCCAGCAGCUACAGCGGCUCCAGCUCCCGAUCGAGGUCCUUGUCCCGGUCUCUCUCCAGAUCUCAUUCCAGAUCAUCCUCUGCCUCAGUCUCCCACUCUCCCUCUGGCUCAAGGAAAUCCAGGUCCCUGAGCGUGAGCAGCGUCUCCUCCGUGUCCAGUGCCUCGUCCAGCAGCAGCUCCGUGCGCAGCGCCGACUCCGAGGACAUGUACGCGGACCUGGCCAGCCCCGUGUCCUCGGCCAGCUCCCGCUCCCCCACCCCGGCCCAGCAGAAGAAAGGAAAGUCAAAAAAAGAAGACAGUGCUAAAGAGGAGAAGAGGAAACGGGAUGUGCCUGCUCAGCUCCUGAAAUCAGCCAAGCCCACCCCGGGAAGCAAAUCCCAGCAGCUGCCCCAGGGCCAGCAGCCCUCGGCCCCCCAGGCACAGCAGGGCAGCUUCAGCGGGCACAAGGAGAUCAAACUGACGCUCCUGAACAAGGCAGCUGACAAAGGAAGCAGGAAGAGAUAUGAGCCAGCAGACAAAGAGAGGCCAAGCUCUCCUCCAGCCAAACGGGCCAACCUGUCACCUGACAGAGGCUCUCGCGAUAGGAAGGCGACCGGGAGACUCUCGUCCCCCAAGCAGGAGCGGCAGCGGGGCCAGAACCCAAAACCUUCCCCUGCACAGGCAGACAGGAAGCGCCAGCUGUCCCCUCAGUCCAAGAGCUCCAGCAAAGUCACCAGCGUGCCGGGCAAGGGCGCGGAGCCGGGCGCUGCCGCCGCCAAGGGCGGCAAGUCCAGCACGCUGUCGCGGCGCGAGGAGCUCCUGAAGCAGCUCAAGGCCGUGGAGGACGCCAUCGCCCGCAAACGCGCCAAGAUCCCGGGAAAAGUAUAGUGGGGCCACGGCCCGCAGUGACUGCUGGUGUUUUUAUCGUAAAGAGCGGGAAUUGCGGCCGCUUUGGGGUUUUGCAGUUCCUCCUCUUCGUUUUGGCCGCGGUUCUUUUUAA
Messenger RNA from Pyrgilauda ruficollis (rufous-necked snowfinch), 3172 nucleotides. RefSeq names its product zinc finger CCCH-type containing 18 (gene ZC3H18). The transcript has 19 exons. Gene Ontology annotation, molecular function: metal ion binding. The record is from RefSeq and is a predicted model, not a curated record. Bases 220 to 3060 code for a protein of 946 amino acids. NCBI's taxonomy places the organism in Eukaryota, Metazoa, Chordata, Aves, Passeriformes, Passeridae.